AUGGCAUCUUAUAACCCUUUCGCCCGCCGGGAUUCGCACGACCGAUAUACCUUGGGCUCCUACCGCGUCCUGGUCCCCUUGUCAUGGCUGCUGGUCGUAGUCGUUGGACUCUACUACACAGUCAAUGCCCCUCAUGAUGUCAAACAUGGCCAUUCCAUUUUCAAGCAAGCAAAUCGACACAUUACACCCUUUAGCCAAAGCACGAUCGUAACGGGGAUCUUCUGGAUCUUUCUUCUUCUCUCUCAGCUUAGCUACGUGUAUCAUCUCUUUCAUCGCGAUGCCGCUAUCGUGACGGCGACCGCAAAUGUGGGCACGCAUUUCAUCUUGAAUAACUUAUUUGUCUUCGCCUGGAUCCUCCUGUGGACGCGCAACCACUUCUGGGGCUCCGAGAUUAUCCUGAUAGCCCAUUUCGUCAAUCAGCAUGUGGCCUACUGGCGCCAUCGCAACUUACCACGCCUCGUGCAUCUGGCUGCCGUAGCGGGCCCCUUUGCCUGGACACUCAUGGCCCUGUUUUGGAACGGCGCGGUUGCCGUGAAGAGCAACUCUCUACCUGCUAGGAUUACGGCGAACGUUUUCAUCUGGGUGAUCUUCGUGAUCGGAGCGGGUCACAUCGUAACAGCCCAGGAUGACAUGUUGGGUUAUUCUUUGAGCUUUUUGACCCUUGCCCUAGCGUUGAAGCAAAUCGCCGUCAAGACCAUCGCUCUGCAGUGGAUCUUCGCCUUUGUCAUCUUCGCCGUGUUCCUGGUCACUUCCCUGUACAUCACUAGCACUCGGAGCGCUGGCCGCAACAUUUUAUUCCGCAAGACUGGACAGACCGAGUCCACUGAUCGUGAGCGGGAGCCACUGCUCAACGAACCGGCCACGACCGCGUGA
Molecule: messenger RNA, 873 nt
Organism: Aspergillus melleus
Lineage: Eukaryota; Fungi; Ascomycota; Eurotiomycetes; Eurotiales; Aspergillaceae
Product: DUF1774 domain-containing protein
Exons: 4
Coding region: 1-873 (290 amino acids)
Source: RefSeq, a predicted model, not a curated record